CUGAAGGCUCCUGCCAUGACGCCUUGAGACGGGUCGCGCAGCCCCCCAGCCGCCCGAUGGGAGCGCAGGAGGCCAGGGCGACGCGCCGCGAGGAAUCCCCGGCCCACGCAGACACCCGGGAGCGCCCUCCCGUGCGGGGCUGCCACUCGCUGCCUGGCGCGGGGGCGGCGGUGACUUAACCUGUGCUCGGUUUGGUGGUGGUGGUGAGGACAGAUAGGGGCACUGCCCAUUUUGGCCAAGGGUCACACAGCAUUUACAUCACAAUUGGGCCGGAGUUUAAAAAUGUCUGGUCCUCUCCCUCCCCACCACCCGCGGUUGUGUCCAGACAGAGAAUGUUCUAGCGCUGGGGGCGGCUGCGGAUGAAGUCCUUGGGGGGAAAAGAAGCAGGCCAAGGGCGAUGGUGGAGUAGAGCUGCCUCGCAGAGGCAGCAUGAGCUGAGAGGGUGAUAGGAAGGAAGGAGGCGCUAGACAGCAUGGAGGACUUUCUGCUCUCCAAUGGGUACCAGCUCGGCAAGACCAUUGGGGAAGGGACCUACUCAAAAGUCAAAGAAGCAUUUUCCAAAAAACACCAAAGAAAGGUGGCAAUUAAAAUUAUAGACAAGAUGGGAGGGCCAGAAGAGUUUAUCCAGAGAUUCCUGCCUCGGGAGCUCCAGAUCGUCCGCACCCUGGACCACAAGAACAUCAUCCGGGUGUAUGAGAUGCUGGAGUCUGCUGACGGGAAAAUCUACCUGGUGAUGGAGCUGGCUGAGGGAGGGGAUGUCUUUGACUGCGUGCUGAAUGGAGGGCCACUGCCUGAGAGUCGGGCCAAGGCCCUCUUCCGUCAGAUGGUCGAGGCCAUCCGCUACUGCCAUGGCUGUGGCGUGGCCCACCGGGACCUCAAGUGUGAGAAUGCUUUGUUGCAGGGCUUCAACCUGAAGCUGACUGACUUUGGCUUCGCCAAGGUGUUGCCCAAAUUGCGCCGGGAGCUGAGCCAGACCUUCUGCGGCAGCACAGCCUAUGCCGCCCCUGAGGUGCUGCAGGGCAUUCCCCACGAUAGCAAGAAGGGUGACGUUUGGAGCAUGGGCGUGGUCCUGUAUGUCAUGCUCUGUGCCAGCCUACCUUUUGACGACACAGACAUCCCCAAGAUGCUGUGGCAGCAGCAGAAAGGGGUGUCCUUCCCCACUCAUCUGGGCAUCUCGGCCGAAUGCCAGGACCUGCUCAAGAGGCUCCUGGAACCAGAUAUGAUCCUCCGGCCUUCAAUUGAAGAAGUUAGUUGGCAUCCAUGGCUAGCAAGCACUUGAUAAAAGCAAUGGCAAGUCCUCCCCAAUAAAGCAAGGGGAGAAAGCAAACCCAAAAACCCGCUUCUAAAA
Messenger RNA from Microcebus murinus (gray mouse lemur), 1348 nucleotides. RefSeq names its product testis specific serine kinase 3 (gene TSSK3). Gene Ontology annotation, molecular function: ATP binding; tau-protein kinase activity. Gene Ontology annotation, biological process: microtubule cytoskeleton organization; intracellular signal transduction; protein phosphorylation. Lineage: Eukaryota; Metazoa; Chordata; Mammalia; Primates; Cheirogaleidae. Gene Ontology annotation, cellular component: cytoplasm. The record is from RefSeq and is a predicted model, not a curated record.